GAUGAGUGUUAUCCUGAGACAACAGUCAUGAGGUGUACGAUAUUACUUCUAAUUGCGCUGAUGUUAGCUUUGGCAACAACUAUUGUAGAAAUGGGAAAAUGUAAGAACCCCCGACGACCAACUUCUUUUUGCACGAAGCGUUCUGGUUGUCCGUAUACAUACAAAUGCGAUAAGAGAAAUCAAAGGUGCUGCCAGCUCAAUUUAGGAGCAAUUCCGGAUUGUAUAACAUUUUUUAAUGAAACUGAUGGGAUACCGAGAAAGUGUAGAGGAGGUGGUUCAAAAAGAUGUCCUCCUAACUAUACAUGUAAAACUGAUCCGAAAAAUUCCUUUUCUCUCUGCUGCAAAUGUGAAAUAUUAUGUAUAGACCAUAAAGGAAACAGCCAUUGUUCACCAUGGAGGGCAACUGAUGGAUGUAAUAAUUGCAAAUGUGAAGCUGAUGGUACAUCACAAUGCACCAAUACUAUAACUUGCCAAAGGGAGUGCAAGAAAAAAUUGAAGAACACAUGUGAAAUGUGCGAAUGUACAUUUACAAAUGGAUGCAUUGUGAAAAGACCAUGCGAAACAGGAACAAAAGGGAAAUUUUCUGACUAUACCCCAUGCCCCAAAGACUGUGGCAAGAAAGCCAGAGUAAGACAAUGCAGUUCAACAGGAAGAGAUGGCCAACCAUGCAAAGACAUGCAUGUUGAAAUCAAAGAUUGCCAAGAAACAUGUCACGUACAGCCUGGUGUGAGAUUAUCUGAAAUAGAAGGUAUUGUUCUUGGGGGUCAGGAAGUUAAGAUACCUUUUAACUAUCGUUGGAUGGUUUCCAUGGAUAUACCUUUUGGAUGUGGAUGUGGGGGGUCUAUAAUCAGUUCAACACAUAUCCUAACGGCUGCACAUUGCCUUCCACGUUCUUGGCAAAGAGACAAGUAUGUUACCAUCAAAACUGGCAAACAUGAUCUUACCAAAACUGAACCAUAUGAGCAAACUCGCACAAGCAUGAAAUUCAUUAUUCACCCAGGUUAUAAUGCUAUCUCAUUUGAUAAUGAUAUUGCUAUCCUUGUUGUUGCUCCCCCAUUAGAAUUUAACAAACACACUCAACCUGUUUUACUACCAGAAAAUUUUGACAUUAAAAAAGGAUUAUGCAGAGUUAUGGGCUGGGGAGACACCAAUAUAGAUGAUGGUACAUGUAAGUCUAUGUCUGAUGUUUUGCUAAAUUUUCAAAGUAAAUUGGAUGACCCGUGUCUCAAGGUAACAAUUACCGAAAACAUGUUGUGUGCAAGUGGUCAUAGUAAAAAAUUUAAUGGGUCUGAUUCGUGUUAUGGCGAUUCUGGGGGCCCCUUGGCAUGUCGGCACAGAAUAACCAGAAAAUGGGUGCAACAUGGUAUUGUCAGCUGGGGUCUUGAAUGUGGCACAGGAUCUGGGGUGUAUACUAAGGUUGUAAACUAUAUCGAUUGGAUCAUGGGUGAAUUAGGGUACUGGGGAGGAUUCAGUGAUUUCACACCAUGCUGUAAGUCAUGUGGCGGAGGAACACAGUCUCGUGUCAGUAUGUGCCACAGACCACCAUCAAUACCACAUGGGAAGUGUAAGGACCCACAAGUAGACAACCAACGCUUGAAAACUCUGGAUGGGGAGACUGUCUUGGUUGAGGAGGUUGAGUGCAACACACAAAAAUGUCCAUAUGGAUAACAUUGACAUCUGAUUGCAAUGUAAUCGAGAGCAUGAAAUAAA
This is a messenger RNA of Owenia fusiformis, 1710 nucleotides long. The record is from the annotation of a GenBank genome assembly. NCBI's taxonomy places the organism in Eukaryota, Metazoa, Annelida, Polychaeta, Sabellida, Oweniidae.